Molecule: messenger RNA, 582 nt
Organism: Diaporthe citri
Lineage: Eukaryota; Fungi; Ascomycota; Sordariomycetes; Diaporthales; Diaporthaceae
Exons: 3
Coding region: 1-582 (193 amino acids)
Cellular component (GO): mitochondrion; mitochondrial intermembrane space
Source: RefSeq, a predicted model, not a curated record
AUGGGUGAGCAGCUGCCGGCGAAGCCCAUACUCACGCCCCAGUUUUGCCUCUCGACUACUACAUUGCGAGAGUUCCUGCGGCUAUCUCGAAGCACCCUCGACGACUCCAUCACGCAGAACCUCAACGCCCUCGUAACGCCUGCCGCCCGCGGCUUCGACCCCACCUCCACCUCCCAGCGAGCCUCGCGCCCACAGACGCGUGGACAGAUCGAACCCGGCUCCUGCCAGAACUUCAAGGAUAAGAUACUCUUCCCCACGUGGCAGGCCCGCUCCGACGUCUUGAGCUACUGCGCGCUGGUGGCUACAAGCCCGGACCCUGACGAUCCUGAGGCGGCAGUACGGGAGGCGGAACUGGAGAGGAACAGGGAGAGGGUCGUUAACGAGAGGCUUGACCCCUACUCGGCGCGCUACUUCCCACGCGAGCCCAGGACGACACAGCUGGCCUUGUUGCUGCGGCAGGAGCAAGGCGUGGAAACCAUUGUCAGGUCUAGGACGUGGGGCCUUGUUCGGGAGAGGUGUGGUGACUCGGCCGACAACUGGGAGAGGGCAAUUGCGGAUUGGAGGGCCAGGAACGGCGCAUAG